GAGCGCGUGCGCACUUCCACGCGGCCGAGUUCUUCGGGGGUCCCUGCCUUUAGAUCCCGGGCGGCUGCCGCGGGCCGUGUACCGAGGGGUCCGCCCGGAUCGCCCACCAUGCUUUGGGGGCUGCGCCGUCGUGGGGCCAGGGCGGCGGGUCUCGCCGCGGCCCGCAGGUUAUGGGAGCUAGCCGGGUUCUCUGGCCGUCUGGGGUAUCUGGGGAUGACUAGGAGGCUCGAGGUGCGGUCCGUGGCUGGGGCGAAUAGUCCCCAGAGCAGCCCGAAUAGCGGCAAGUACCGCGACACUGUCCUGCUGCCGCAGACCGGCUUCCCGAUGAAGCUUCUGGGCCGCCAGCAGCCCGACAUGGAGCUGGAGAUCCAGCAGAAAUGUGGGUUUUCAGAGCUUUAUUCCUGGCAAAGAGAAAGAAAAGCAAAGAAGGAAUUUUGCCUUCAUGAUGGACCUCCUUAUGCAAACGGUGACCCGCAUGUUGGGCAUGCCUUAAACAAGAUUUUGAAAGACAUUACCAAUCGAUACCAUAUGAUGAGAGGUUCCAAAGUGCAUUUUGUGCCUGGUUGGGACUGCCACGGGUUGCCCAUUGAAACAAAAGCGUUAUCAGAGAUUGGUGUAAACGCUCAGACUCUUUCAGCCAUGGAAAUCAGAGAGAAAGCGAGGUCAUUUGCUAAAGCAGCCAUUGAGAAGCAGAGGGCAGCAUUCGUCCGCUGGGGAGUGAUGGCGGAUUGGGAUAACUGUUAUUACACAUUUGACCCAAAGUACGAAGCCAAACAGCUGAGGCUGUUUUACCAAAUGUACGAGAAGGGCUUGGUUUAUCGAUCUUACAAACCCGUGUUUUGGUCUCCCUCAUCAAGGACCGCGUUGGCCGAGGCAGAACUUGAGUACAACCCCAAGCAUGUUAGUCGGUCGGUGUACCUAAGAUUUCCUCUUUUGAAACCUCCUCCUAAGCUGGAAUCUCUUACAGGUGCCUCAGCUCCUGUUAGCGUUUUAGUCUGGACCACCCAGCCUUGGACAAUUCCUGCCAAUCAGGCUGUUUGCUAUAUGCCAGAGGCAAAGUAUGCUGCUGUGAAAUGCUCCACUUCCGGAGACGUCUACAUCCUGGCUGAAGAUAAAAUACCAGCUAUCGCUUCUGUCUUGGAAACAAAAUUUGAAGUUAUUUCAACAUUUUCAGGUGUGGAUCUGGAAGGUGGGACUUGUAGUCACCCUCUAAGUCCUGAUAAAGGGUCUCCCCUCUUACCUGCCACUCAUGUGACUAUGGCCAAAGGAACGGGAUUGGUUCACACAGCCCCAGCUCACGGUAUGGAAGAUUACAGCGUAGCAUCUCAGCACAACCUCCCUAUGGACUGUUUGGUGGAUGAAGGUGGAAUGUUCACUGAUGCUGCAGGGCCUGAUCUUCAGAGCAAGGCUGUACUUGAUGAGGGAACAGAUGCGGUUAUAAAGAUGCUUCAGUCUGCAAAGAAUUUGUUGAAAGAAGAGAAAGUGGAGCACAGUUAUCCCUGUGACUGGAGAACUAAGAAACCUGUGGUGAUUCGGGCCAGCAAGCAGUGGUUUGUAAAGAUCAUGGAUAUCAAGGCUACAGCGAAGGAGUUGUUGAAAACAGUGAAGUUUAUUCCUGGAGCGGCGCUGAACAGCAUGGUUGAUAUGCUGGACAGGCGGCCAUACUGGUGCAUAUCACGGCAGAGAGCUUGGGGUGUUCCAAUUCCUGUGUUUCAUCAUAAGACAAAAGAUGAAUAUUUGAUCAACAGCCAAACCACCGAGCACAUCAUUAAACUGGUAGAGCAGCGCGGCAGCGAUGUCUGGUGGACCCUCCCCCCUGAACAGCUGCUCCCAGAGGACGUUGUAGUGCAGGCUGGUGGCCCAGAUGCUUUGGAAUACCAGCCAGGGCAGGACAUUCUGGACAUCUGGUUUGACAGUGGAGCUUCAUGGUCUUGUGUUCUUCCAGGCACCGAGCAGAGGGCAGACUUGUACUUGGAGGGGAAGGACCAGCUGGGGGGCUGGUUCCAGUCUUCCUUACUAACAAGUGCAGCCACGAGGACAAAAGCACCUUUCAAGACAGUGAUGGUUCAUGGAUUUACUCUUGGAGAAAAAGGAGAGAAGAUGUCCAAGUCCCUCGGGAAUGUCAUUAAUCCGGACACUGUCAUCAAUGGAGGAGAAGAUGACAGCAGAGAGCCUCCCUAUGGAGCCGACGUCCUGCGCUGGUGGAUAGCUGAGGCCAAUGUCUUCACCGAAGUGGCCAUUGGCCCCUCUGCACUCGGUGCUGCCAGAGAGGACAUCAACAAGCUUAGAAACACACUCCGCUUUCUCUUGGGAAAUGUGGCUGGAUUUAACCCAGAGACGGACUCUGUUCCUGUCAAAAAUAUGUACGUCAUAGACCAGUAUAUGCUGCACUUAAUUCAGGAUUUUGCAACAAAGAUUACUGAAUCGUACAAACAGUAUGACUUUGGAAAAGUGGUCAGGCUGUUAAAAGCAUUCUACACCAGAGAACUCUCCAGCUUUUACUUCAGCAUAGUCAAAGACAGGCUUUACUGUGAAAGCGAGAAGGAUCCCAAGAGGCGCUCCUGUCAGACCGCACUGGCAGAGAUUUUGGAUGUGUUGGUCCGUUCUUUUGCCCCCAUUCUUCCUCACUUGGCAGAAGAGGUGUUCCAGCACAUCCCCUACGUGAAAGAACCUAAGAGUGUUUUUCGCACUGGCUGGAUUAACACAAGCUCUAUCUGGAAGAAACCAGGCCUGGAGGAGGCAGUGGAGAGUGCCUGUGCCAUGCGAGAUUCCUUUCUUGGCAGCAUCCCUGGCAAAAAUGCUGCUGAGUAUGAGGUUAUCAUAGUGAUUGAACCAGGGCUCCUAUUUGAGAUCAUGGAGAUGCUCCAAGCUGAGGAGACCUCUAGCACGUCCCAGCUGAAUGAGUUGAUGAUGGCCUCCCAGACAACACUGCUGUCCCAGGAGCCACGGGAGAGAGCUGAAGAUGGGAUUGAGCUCACGGGAACUUUCCUCAUCAAUCUAGAAGGUGGUGACAUUCGUGAGGAGUCUUCAUAUAAAGUCAUUGUCGUACCAACUACCAGAGAAAAGUGCCCUCGAUGUUGGAAGCACACCGCUGAGACUGCAGAUGCUCUCUGUCCUCGGUGUGCGGACGUCAUUGGUGCAAAGUAACUCUCUGAUGUUAACAGUUCAGUGAGUGAUAACCCUCCUCACAGUACUGACGGGGGGGGGGAUCGGAGCCCUAGAAAGAAACCCAAGGUGUAGGUAAGGAGUAUAAGAGUAAACAGUAAAAGAUGGGAGCAAAACUCAGAAAAUCAAAAGGAGUAAUUCCUGUAACUACAGAAAGAAUAAUGUGCGCGCACACACACACUAUACACACACACA
Molecule: messenger RNA, 3360 nt
Organism: Acomys russatus (golden spiny mouse)
Lineage: Eukaryota; Metazoa; Chordata; Mammalia; Rodentia; Muridae
Gene: Iars2
Product: isoleucyl-tRNA synthetase 2, mitochondrial
Exons: 23
Coding region: 109-3147 (1012 amino acids)
Biological process (GO): isoleucyl-tRNA aminoacylation
Cellular component (GO): cytosol
Molecular function (GO): isoleucine-tRNA ligase activity; ATP binding; tRNA binding
Source: RefSeq, a predicted model, not a curated record